CCGACCCCGCGGGUUUCCCCCAUUACCUGCUUCUGGCUUACGUAUAACUCCUGCCGGAUUGGCGACCGGUCCUCCCAUGCGCCCAUCAAGUGCUUCUGAUCCACUAACUGAAGCACUGCGCUGGCACCCCGCCCGAUACUCCACAGCCCUGGCCAUCCCACACGGUCCACAAGUCAAGAACGGACAUAACGGGACUGGUACACAUUUCGCAGCAGCCUUAAAUUUUGGAAACGGCUUGGUCAGGGCACAGCCCGCCGACCGGGAGAUUGACGAGUUCUCCCUGGGCUGGAGGACGAUCCACGAGGGCCAUCGAUGGUGCAUGAGGACCAGGGGCAUGAUCGCGGAUCGCGGAUCGCGGAUCUGCGAAACGCCUCACACUGAGUGGUCGGGGGAGGGUGGUAAAUCUCACACCGAUAUGGUAGGAGCCGCGGCCCUGCUCUUCCGGGUUCCGCAGCCUGCUCUGAUUUGGGGGCUGUCCGACUGGGACGGCCGGGCGGAGUUCAGUUGGUUCGGGCUGGAAGUGGGUAAAGAGUCUGCCUCGGCAGUUGUUGGCCGCCGGAGGGUGGAGGAGCGCUGACGACGAGAAUGAGGAGGUGAGAAUUAA
Molecule: messenger RNA, 604 nt
Organism: Dacryopinax primogenitus
Lineage: Eukaryota; Fungi; Basidiomycota; Dacrymycetes; Dacrymycetales; Dacrymycetaceae
Exons: 1
Coding region: 416-577 (53 amino acids)
Source: RefSeq, a predicted model, not a curated record